This is a messenger RNA of Mandrillus leucophaeus (drill), 4435 nucleotides long. RefSeq names its product CD109 molecule (gene CD109). Gene Ontology annotation, molecular function: endopeptidase inhibitor activity. Lineage: Eukaryota; Metazoa; Chordata; Mammalia; Primates; Cercopithecidae. The transcript has 31 exons. The coding region runs from base 1 to 4131 and encodes 1376 amino acids. The record is from RefSeq and is a predicted model, not a curated record. Gene Ontology annotation, cellular component: extracellular region.
AUGCAGUUGCUAAAUAGAGCAGUGGGCAAUGUUAACGGAAACGACUGCAAUUGGCACAAAACUUUGUUUUUGCAUUGUUGGGAACUCUUUAGGCCCCGGUUUCUGGUGACAACCCCAGGGAUCAUCAGGCCCGGAGGAAAUGUGACUAUUGGGGUGGAGCUUCUGGAACACUGCCCCUCACAGGUCACUGUGAAGGCGGAGCUGCUCAAGACAGCAUCAAACCUCACUGUCUCUGUCCUGGAAGCAGAAGGAGUCUUUGAAAAAGGCUCUUUUAAGACUCUGACUCUUCCAUCACUCCCUCUGAACAGUGCAGAUGAGAUUUAUGAGCUACGUGUAACCGGACGUACCCAGGAUGAGAUUUUAUUCUCUAAUAGUACACGCUUAUCAUUUGAGACCAAGAGAAUAUCUGUCUUCAUUCAAACAGACAAGGCCUUAUACAAGCCAAAGCAAGAAGUGAAGUUUCGCAUUGUUACACUCUUCUCAGAUUUCAAGCCUUACAAAACCUCUUUAAACAUUCUCAUUAAGGACCCCAAAUCAAAUUUGAUCCAACAGUGGCUGUCACAACAAAGUGAUCUUGGAGUCAUUUCCAAAACUUUUCAGCUAUCUUCCCAUCCAAUACUUGGCGACUGGUCUAUUCAAGUUCAAGUGAAUGACCAGACAUAUUAUCAAUCAUUUCAGGUUUCAGAAUAUGUAUUACCAAAAUUUGAAGUGACACUGCAGACACCAUUAUACUGUUCUAUGAAUUCUAAGCAUUUAAACGGUACCAUCGUAGCAAAGAAACAGAUAAAUGGAUCUGUAAACUUCUCUUUUAAUGAUGAAGAGAUGAAAAAUAUAAUGGAUUCUUCAAAUGGACUUUCUGAACACCUGGAUCUAGCUGCCCCUGGACCGGUAGAAAUUUUAGCCACAGUGACAGAAUCACUUACAGGUAUUGCAAGAAAUGCAAGCACUAAUGUGUUCUUCAAGCAACAUGAUUACAUCAUUGAAUUUUUUGAUUAUACUACAGUCUUGAAGCCAUCUCUCAACUUCACAGCCACUGUGAAGGUAACCCGUGCUGAUGGCAACCAGCUGACUCUUGAAGAAAGAAGAAAUAAUGUGGUCAUAGCAGUGACACAGGGAAACUAUACUGAGUACUGGAGCGGAUCUAACAGUGGAAAUCAGAAAAUGGAAACUGUUCAGAAAAUAAAUUAUACUGUCCCCCAAAAUGGAACUUUUAAGAUUGAAUUCCCAAUCCUGGAGGAUUCCAGUGAGCUACAGUUGAAGGCCUAUUUUCUUGGUAGUAAAAGUAGCAUAGCAGUUCAUAGUAUGUUUAAGUCUCCUAGUAAGACAUACAUCCAACUAAAAACAAGAGAUGAAAAUAUAAAGGUGGGAUCGCCUUUUGAGUUGGUGGUUAGUGGCAACAAACGAUUGAAGGAGUUAAGCUAUAUGGUAGUAUCCAGGGGACAGUUGGUGGCUGUAGGAAAACAAAAUUCAACAAUCUUCUCUUUAACACCAGAAAAUUCUUGGACUCCAAAAGCCUGUGUAAUAGUGUAUUAUAUUGAAGAUGAUGGGGAAAUUAUAAAUGAUGUUCUAAAAAUUCCUGUUCAGCUUGUUUUUAAAAAUAAGAUAAAGCUAUAUUGGAGUAAAGUGAAAGCUGAACCGUCUGAGAAAGUCUCGCUUAGGAUCUCUGUGACACAGCCUGACUCCAUAGUUGGGAUUGUAGCUGUUGACAAAAGUGUGAAUCUGAUGUAUGCCUCUAAUGAUAUUACAAUGGAAAAUGUGGUCCAUGAGUUGGAACUUUAUAACACAGGAUAUUAUUUAGGCAUGUUCAUGAAUUCUUUUGCAGUCUUUCAGGAGUGUGGACUCUGGGUAUUGACAGAUGCAAACCUCACGAAGGAUUAUAUUGAUGGUGUUUAUGACAAUGCAGAAUAUGCUGAGAGGUUUAUGGAGGAAAAUGAAGGACAUGUAGUUGAUAUUCAAGACUUUUCUUUGGGUAGCAGUCCACAUGUCCGAAAGCAUUUUCCGGAGACUUGGAUUUGGCUAGACACCAACAUGGGUUCUAGGAUUUACCAAGAAUUUGAAGUAACUGUACCUGAUUCUAUCACUUCUUGGGUGGCUACUGGUUUUGUGAUUUCUGAGGACCUGGGUCUUGGACUAACAAAGACUCCAGUGGAGCUGCAAGCCUUCCAACCAUUUUUCAUUUUUUUGAAUCUUCCCUACUCUGUUAUCAGAGGUGAAGAAUUUGCUUUGGAAAUAACUAUAUUCAAUUAUUUGAAAGAUGCCACUGAGGUUAAGGUAAUCAUUGAGAAAAGUGACAAAUUUGAUAUUCUAAUGACUUCAAGUGAAAUCAAUGCCACAGGCCACCAGCAGACCAUUCUGGUUCCCAGUGAGGAUGGGGCAACUGUUCUUUUUCCCAUCAGGCCAACACAUCUGGGAGAAAUUCCUAUCACAGUCACAGCUCUUUCACCCACUGCUUCUGAUGCUAUCACCCAGAUGAUUUUAGUAAAGGCUGAAGGAAUGGAAAAAUCAUAUUCACAGUCCAUCUUAUUAGAUUUGACUGACAAUAGGCUACAGAGUACUCUGAAAACUUUGAGUUUUUCAUUUCCUCCUAAUACAGUGACUGGCAGUGAAAGAGUUCAGAUCACUGCAAUUGUUAAUGAUUACUUUGAAGAUCUGUCCAUUUUUAUGUCUUUAGGUUACCAGAGGGAACUUCUCUAUCAGAGGGAAGACGGCUCUUUCAGUGCUUUUGGGAAUUAUGACGCUUCUGGGAGCACUUGGUUGUCAGCUUUUGUUUUAAGAUGUUUCCUUGAAGCCGAUCCUUACAUAGAUAUUGAUCAGAAUGUGUUACACAGAACAUACACUUGGCUUAAAGAACGUCAGAAAUCCAACGGUGAAUUUUGGGAGCCAGGAAGAGUGAUUCAUAGUGAACUUCAAGGUGGCAAUAAAAGUCCAGUAACACUUACAGCCUAUAUUGUAACUUCUCUCCUGGGAUAUAGAAAGUAUCAGCCUAACAUUGAUGUGCAAGAGUCUAUCCAUUUUUUGGAGUCUGAAUUCAGCAGAGGAAUUUCAGACAAUUAUACUCUAGCUCUUAUAGCUUAUGCAUUGUCAUCAGUGGGGAGUCCGAAAGCGAAGGAAGCUUUGAAUAUGCUGACUUCGAGAGCAGAACAAGAAGGAGGCAUGCAAUUCUGGGUGUCAUCAGAGUCCAAACUUUCUGAUUCCUGGCAGCCACGCUCCCUGGAUAUUGAAGUGGCAGCCUAUGCACUGCUCUCACACUUCCUACAAUUUCAGGCUUCUGAGGGAAUCCCAAUUAUGAGGUGGCUAAGCAGGCAAAGAAAUAGCUUGGGUGGUUUUGCAUCUACUCAGGAUACCAUUGUGGCUUUAAAAGCUCUGUCUGAAUUUGCAGCCCUAAUGAUUACAGAAAGGACAAAUAUCCAAGUGACUGUGACGGGGCCUAGCGCACCAAGUCCUAUAAAGUUUCUGAUUGACACACACAACCGCUUGCUCCUUCAGACAGCAGAGCUUGCUGUGGUACAGCCAACUGCAGUUACUAUUUCCGCAACUGGUUUUGGAUUUGCUAUUUGUCAGCUCAAUGUUGUAUAUAAUGUGAAGGAUUCUGGGUCUUCUAGAAGACGAAGAUCUAUCCAAAAUCAAGAAGCCUUUGAUUUAGAUGUUGCUGUAAAAGAAAAUAAAGAUGAUCUCAAUCAUGUGGAUUUGAAUGUGUGUACAAGGUUUUUGGGCCCAGCUAGGAGUGGCAUGGCUCUUAUGGAAGUUAACCUACUAAGUGGCUUUAUGGUGCCUUCAGACACAAUUCCCCUGAGCGAGACAGUGAAGAAAGUGGAAUAUGAUCAUGGAAAACUCAACCUCUAUUUAGAUUCUGUAAAUGAAACCCAGUUUUGUGUUGAUAUUCCUGCUGUGAGAAACUUUAAAGUUUCAAAUACCCAAGAUGCUUCAGUGUCCAUAGUGGAUUACUAUGAGCCAAGGAGACAGGCGGUGAGAAGUUACAACUCUGAAGCGAAGCUGUCCUCCUGUGACCUUUGCAGCGACGUCCAGGGCUGCCGUCCUUGUGAGGAUGGAGCUGUAGGCUCCCAUCAUCACCCUUCAGUCAUUUUUAUUUUCUGUUUCACGCUUCUGUACUUUUUGGAACUUUGGCUGUGAUUUAUUUUUAAAGGACUCUGUGUAACACUAACAUUUCCAGUAGUCACAUGUGAUUGUUUUGUUUUCAUAGUGGAAUACUGCUUCUAUUUUGAAAACAGUUUUUUUUUCUUUUUUCUUUCUAUGGGGUUACGAGGGUGGUGUACAACAGGUCCUAGUAUGUAUAGCUGCAUAGAUUUCUUCACCUGAUCUUUGUGUGGAAGAUCAAAAUGAAUGCAGUUGUGUGUCUAUAUUUUCUCCUUUCAAAAUCUUCUAGAAUUUUUUUAGAGGUAUUUGUUUUCUCCAGAAUAAAGAUAUUAUUUUAGAA